CUUCGGAGGUAGAGCAGAAGAAACAUCUGGGGUCUCCAGAACCGAUGAGAAGCUGCCGACCAGCUGCACUGCACUUUCUGCUCCUCACUCUUCUGGACCUCUGAGUAGUCAGAGCCGUUCAGACUCCAGCUCACACACGCACACCCCUUCCUGUGUGAACCUCCUUCUCUUGCUCCUGUAGCGCUGGUAGUGCACUCCCGUCACAGCAUGCAGCUCCUGGUGGUGUUAGCAGCUCUCAUGGGGGUUCUGUUCAGCGUUAGAGCAGCUGCCGUGCUUCCUGUGGACGACAGAAGCUCCAUCCAUGUGAACAGGGAGCUGAGCAAAGAGCGCAAGGAGCUGAUCCUGAAGCUGGUGUCCGGCUUGCUGGACGGAUCUCUGGACACCAACAUGCUGCCCGGAGAAGCGGCACCUGUGGACUUCGAGGAGCCAUUAGAGUCUCGCCUGGAGGAGAGGGCUGUCUACAACAGGUUAUCGCUGCCUCAGCGUGACCGAAAAGCCCCUUGCAAAAACUUCUUCUGGAAAACGUUCACCUCGUGCUAACAGCACCGCGGCGUGCCACGCUCUGCCCACAUCUCGUCCUCCUCUCAGUCCCAGCUCCUCAUGAACUGUAGUAGACCUCGGCUGUGCCAACCAUCUCCACCUGUGCAGCAUCUUAUGGACUUUAAUGAGACAACGUGUCUGUUUGAAUAUUAACUAUUUAUCUAUACAAUGUAUGUAUUUAUGUACCAGUGCCGCUCACGUUCAGGGUCCACAAUAAAGCAUGGAUAUAAUGUUUAAGAUUGUAAGCAGAGUUGAUUGCUUUUGCAAAUUGUCCAGAAAAAUCUGUUCAUAAUUUCAGCAAAAUUCUGUGAUAUAAAUGCAAAAACUAAAAUGA
This is a messenger RNA of Oryzias melastigma (Indian medaka), 874 nucleotides long. Its product is annotated as somatostatin-1B. Gene Ontology annotation, cellular component: extracellular region. The record is from RefSeq and is a predicted model, not a curated record. Gene Ontology annotation, biological process: regulation of cell migration. Bases 208 to 540 code for a protein of 110 amino acids. Gene Ontology annotation, molecular function: hormone activity. The transcript is spliced from 2 exons. NCBI's taxonomy places the organism in Eukaryota, Metazoa, Chordata, Actinopteri, Beloniformes, Adrianichthyidae.